ACGAAGCAUUAAUCAGCGAUACGACCCUGGAUCCGCGUGGGGCGCACAUGGCGUGAAAGCUUAUUGCGGAGCCUCAAAACACAUGUCAACACUGCCGGUUUCUACCAAAUAGCAUCUCUUGCUGGCACAUACACCAGAACUGCGAUCAAUCAGGUAUUUGCAGGAUGUCCCCAAAGACAUUCAGUCUCCGAGGACAAGCUCUCAAACUCAACACCGCCGAAGACAUUAAGAAACACGCGCAACCCCUCGGCGAAGCCAUAGACUUCGAGAUCGUUCAUCUAGAAGGCAACACAAUCGGCGUGGAGGCCGCAGAAGCACUAGCCAGCCUCUUGUCAAAGCAACAAGACCUCCAAGAAGCGAACUUAGCAGACAUCUUUACCGGCAGACUGUUAUCAGAAAUACCUUCAGCGCUUGACAGUCUACUGAAAGCCCUCCUCAGGUGUCCCAAACUACAUACGGUGAACCUGAACGACAAUGCCUUUGGCCUGAACACCGUGGAACCUCUCCGCCCGUUUCUGAGCCAGCAUACCCCGCUACAGCAUCUCUACCUCAACAACAACGGGCUAGGACCUGCAGCGGGCACGCUUGUAGCAGACGCACUUGCGCAGCUUGCGGAGAAGAAGGCGCAGGCGCGGAAGACGCAGGGUGAAAGUGCCGUGCCUGAUUUGGAGACGGUGGUGUGUGGGCGGAACAGGCUGGAGAAUGGGUCUAUGGCAGCGUGGGUGAAGGCUUACACGGCUAAUGACAAGGUGAAGACGGUGAAGAUGGUGCAGAAUGGGAUUAGGCAGGAGGGGAUUGCGGCGUUGUUGCAGAAAGGGUUGUCAAAGUGUAAGGAGUUGAAGGUACUGGAUUUGCAGGAUAACACCUUCACUUCCCGCGCCGCCAAAACCCUCGCCACCGUGCUCCCCAGCUGGCCCUUUCUCCGCGACCUGGGUGUCGGUGACUGCCUCCUCAGCGCGCGGGGAGGCGUGUUACUUGGCGAAGCCCUCUCCCAAUUCCACAACAAGCAGCUUGAGGUACUACGGUUACAAUUUAAUGAGAUCGAUGUCAAGGGUCUUAAAGCCAUCACCGAUGCCGCAACGUCUCAGAAUGCGCUACCGCGGUUACGUAGGGUGGAACUGAAUGGGAAUAAAUUUAGUGAGGAGGAUCCGAACGUCAAGAAAUUGCAGACGCUGCUGAGCGAGCGGAAGGAGAAGGAUGGGAGCGAGUAUCCGGACGUUGAUGAGGAUGAUGAGGACGCGUGGGGCUUGGAUGAGUUGGAUGAGCUUGAAGAUGAAGACGAGGAGGAGGAGGAAGAGGCGGAGCAGGAAGAUGAGGUUGAGGACGAAGCGGAGAAGGUGGUGGAGGAGGCCGAGGUGGCGGAAGACGAGCCGGUUGCGCAAGAGAAGGAUAAGGAGGUUGAUGAGCUGGCUGAUGCGCUUAGUAAAACGGAGCUGAAGUAGGCUUCGUGGUCUGCUGGGUUGGGCAUAGCGUUGGCUUGCGUGGUGGGAAAGGAUGCAUGGACGGCAGGUUACUUUGGUUGAUGUUGCUUGUGAUACCACUACGCGAUACCCAUAGCCACAACGACGGGCUAC
This is a messenger RNA of Baudoinia panamericana UAMH 10762, 1574 nucleotides long. RefSeq lists its product as uncharacterized. The coding region runs from base 165 to 1442 and encodes 425 amino acids. Gene Ontology annotation, molecular function: GTPase activator activity; small GTPase binding. NCBI's taxonomy places the organism in Eukaryota, Fungi, Ascomycota, Dothideomycetes, Mycosphaerellales, Teratosphaeriaceae. Gene Ontology annotation, cellular component: perinuclear region of cytoplasm; cytosol; nucleus. The record is from RefSeq and is a predicted model, not a curated record. The transcript is spliced from 2 exons. Gene Ontology annotation, biological process: nucleocytoplasmic transport; activation of GTPase activity.